Messenger RNA from Galleria mellonella (greater wax moth), 4777 nucleotides. RefSeq names its product cystinosin homolog (gene Ctns). Bases 228 to 1502 code for a protein of 424 amino acids. Gene Ontology annotation, biological process: L-cystine transport. The record is from RefSeq and is a predicted model, not a curated record. Gene Ontology annotation, molecular function: L-cystine transmembrane transporter activity. Gene Ontology annotation, cellular component: lysosomal membrane. The transcript has 9 exons. NCBI's taxonomy places the organism in Eukaryota, Metazoa, Arthropoda, Insecta, Lepidoptera, Pyralidae.
UCUGCACGAACUGUUAUCAUACCGCGACGCGCUUACAACACGGACGCACCUACCUGCGCUCCGCGAAAACCGUCUACGUUCUUUCGAACAGUUUUGCCGCCUUUUUUUAAAUAAAUUCACAAUUGCCUAUAGACAACGAACAAUUUUUUUAUUAAAUAGUGCAGUGACUUUAAGUGGAGUGAUUCUAACUGUAUAUUUAUAACUGUACCUAUCUACGGCUGGCAAAAAUGGCGCGCGGUACCAAAGUAUUUCUCCCCAGUGUUUCCGGGACUUCUAGUCAUAGGAUAAGCAAUUGUUUUGUAUAUAUUGCAACCGUCUUAUUGUUAGGUAUUCCAUGUGCUCACAGCCAAAUUGAGAAGAUGUAUCUCGAUUCGACUGACCUCAAUCUUCUUGUGGAUGAGACGCAUCUUCUAAAACUUAUACAAAUUGGCCAGUACAACACCACGCUGGAGGUUUCAGCUCAGAUACAGCAUCCAGAUAUAGUUCAGUUGGUGCCGCAAACUGUAGAGAUACCAGGUUCGAGUGAGCCGAAUACGACUGUUGAGAUUUCGCAUGACAUCUGCGCGUACGGCAAGAGUCCAGGACACUCGGAAGUCACGUUUAAUGUCACUCCAACUGGAUUUGUUAAUUUGGACACGGUGUUCCUUCGCAUAACCGUGAUGCAUUCUCACGCAAUCAACGUGAUCUCGUACAUAAUGGGCUGGAUAUAUUUCGCGGCGUGGUCGGUCUCCUUCUACCCCCAGAUCUACAUCAACUUCAAGAGGAAGAGCGUCGUGGGCCUGAACUUCGACUUCCUUGCACUGAACAUUAUGGGUUUCACAAUGUACUCGCUGUUCAACUGUGGAUUGUAUUUCUCUAAGGAGAUCCAGAGCGAAUACUUCAGCCGUCACCCGCGCGGUUUGAAUCCAGUGCAGUUGAACGACGUGUUCUUCUCACUGCAUGCUGCCUUCGCAACGCUCAUCACCAUCGCGCAGUGCUUCAUGUACGAGCGUGAAGAGCAACGCGUGUCGAUGACCGGGCGCGGUAUACUAGGCGUGUUCGGCCUGGUGGUGGUGGUGUCUGCGAGCGUGGCCGCCGCCGGCCACCUCGCCUGGCUCGACUUCCUCUACUACUGCAGCUACAUCAAGCUCAGCAUCACGCUCAUCAAGUACGUGCCACAGGCAUACAUGAACUACAAGCGGAAAUCGACCGUGGGCUGGUCCAUCGGCAACAUCUUCCUGGACUUCGUGGGCGGCUUCCUGUCUAUCCUGCAGAUGGUGCUCAACGCGUACAACUACAACGACUGGGUGUCGUUCUUUGGUGACGCCACCAAAUUCGGCCUGGGCCUCUUCAGCUUAGUCUUUGACGUGUUCUUCAUACUGCAACACUAUGUGUUCUACAGGGAAUCCCAUUAUAUCCUGCUUCCUGGAUCGAGCGUAGCGAACGAAGAUCCUAACGUGGAUGUACUAGAUAAUGACCAGGCGCCAUCUACUGAUACACCAUAUCAGGCAGCGCCGGCUUAGUUGCAAUUUGGAACAUAUCCUGAAGCGAUAAAAUUCAAAUUCCAUUGACGACAUAUGUUCCUGAGAUUGCUCGAUUCUUUAAUAUAAGAAUGAGUGAAGAUCUUCGUAAAUUGAUGACGAAAUAAUGAAAUGCUUGAACUGUAAGCCUCAAUCUGUAUAGAUAUGAUAAAAUGGCGGUAUAGUGGUGUUGCUAGCAAUUUCAAGGGACAAUUUGAAGUACAUUGCGAGCUGGAUCUAAUACCAAGUUUUAUAAACAUUAACAUACCUAAUAGGUAUUUGUGAGUUUUUUUUAUAUGUAACCAUAGAAUUAAAAAUAAUGUAUUUGGGACACACCUGUAAGAAUCAAGUGGAUUAUUUUUGUAUAUAUAUGAAGUGACUGCAUCGACUAAAUAUACGAAUAUCCUUACAAUGCAGUGUUAAACAUACAUAAGACUGAAUAAGUGAUGUAGUAGUUAUGUGAAUCCAAGACAAUAAAAUUUGAAAAUUAAACUUUGUGUACUUAUGUAUACUUAGAUAUAAUUAUACCAUAAUCUAAAGACAGUUAUUAUAUAGAUAUAUUAUUAUGUUACUGAUAUAUUCCAAGGUGUAAGGGAAAGGGUAUAGAAUAAACAUGUAAGAGGUAUAUAAGAAACAGUAUUUAGCUAUAGUAUUCAAGAAACUGAACAACUAACGAUAGCGGUAGAGCGCCGUUUAAAGUAUUUAUAUACUAGCUGUGUCGUAGGUUUGUACUAGCAAAUUAAUACACGAAGUAUCCUAUGUAUUAAUCUUAAAAUUAUAGUAUCUCGUAUCACAAUAAUCAUUAUAGAAAUUAUUAUGGUUUGUUCUCGCAAAUUAGUACACAAAGUAUCCUAUGUAUUAAUCUUAAAAUUAUAGUAUCUCGUAUCACAAUAAUAAUUAUAGAAAUUAUUAUGGUUUAUCCUCGCAAAUUAGUACACAAAGUAUCCUAUGUAUUAAUCUUAAAAUUAUAGUAUCUCGUAUCACAAUAAUAAUUGUAGAAAUUAUGCCCACAGUCACAUUUUACCAUGGUAUUGCUCGCUAUUCACAGGGAAUUCAUUCUCACACACUAAAACCUAAAUAGUCGCGUACAGUCCGGCUUCAAAGGAGUUAUCUUCCGCGAAUGCUCAGGCUGUUGAAUGAGCUCUCUGCCGUUAUGGGGUUUGUUAUAAAAGAUAUAUUAAGGUUUUUUCAAGGACGGUUAUGUAUGAGAUACUUCUAGUGUUGCAGGCGUCCAUAAGCUGCAAUAACCGUUUUUUUAUGACACUACUUUGUCUGGUGUCACUGGUUCCCCCGACUAUUACCUAUUAGGACCUUGUGCAUUUGUGAUUCAUACUAUCGUUCGUUUCCGUUUAUUCUUUCCUUCCAUCUAUCUUUCAUAUUAUUCAUUAAUCUUUCAUGCUUCAUAUUUUUCUCUUUAGCGUGGAUUAUUGUGUUCUUAAUUUUAUCUAAUGUUGUUAUCUAUUUAUCUAUUACUAUUGGUCUCUGUUUAUAAUUUUUAUACUUUAUUAUAUUGUUUUGAUUUUCCGGGCGUUAAUGUUCUUGUACUUGGUACCAUCCCAUCUGACGCGACAUGAAAUUUUAUAUUAUGCCUUCCUGUUAUCAUUUUCCCUAUGCUAAGGGUUACUUAUAUUACAUAAGUCCCUAACAUCAAUCUUACUUCUCUGUUCUUUCGUGCCUUUAUUAUUUGUGGAUAAAUGAAGAUACUCAUAUAUUUUAUAUAUUCAUAAAUAAUAUGUACAUACUAUAUUAUAAUACAUCAAUCUACAAUUUAUUUAUUUAUACUAUAUUUUAUGUUUCCAUUUAUCUAAGAUACAUAUAUUUCUUACAUACAUAAAUGUCAUUCGUACUGAAAUUAUACAAUAUACAUAUAUUUAAUUUAUACAGGUUUUAUACAUUUAGCGUCUACAAAGGUUAAGCAAAACUGCUUUUUUUAUAUUAUUAUAAUCUCUUUUCUCUCUUCUCGUAUCCAUUUUCUUCGUGUCAUUUUAGUUGUCUUUUUUUUUCAAACAGUUACAACGUUAACUCAUGUAUUAAUUUAUUAUUGUGUAUAUAUUUCCGUCGUUAUAUACUAUUUAUAUAUAAACUAUAUCAUUAUACAUUAUAAUUAUCCUAUUUAUAACAUAUUUUAAUAUUUUAUUAUCUUAUAGUAGUAAACAUUUACAAUCAGACGGGAUGUAUACUUGUAUAUUACAUUUGAUAUAUAAAAAAAAUAUUAAAAUGCACUCAGCUGUUUAAGCGUUAUUAAGUUUAUUAUGAAGAUAGUAUGAUUACAACCUAUGCUCCUGAAGGUAAGUUGUUCAGUUUCAUGUAUACUAAACGUAUACACUAGCUUUUUAGACAUAUAAAAAUAUAAAUCUAUUGUUGUAUAAUCAUAAAUAAUAAUAUAUUAAUAGCAUCAAUUAAUGUCGUUAUUAAAUUAUGGUAAUAACUUUUGUCUUAGCAAUAAUGUUAAUUUCAUGACAAUACUGUUAAAAAGCAAUACAUUUGGCGAAAAAUAAUGUAUAAAUGUAUAGAUCAACAUUAUGUUUUUUUUUUUAAUUGUAUGGAGAGGCAAAAAAAGCGGCACAUUAUGACAUAAAUAGCACUAUAUUAUCUGUGGCACCUCUGUGUUGCCACUACUAUACUCUUAAUUAGUAAUUAUACUAUUGCCACAAUAAAUAAUGGAUUUUGUACAAUGAAUUAUAAAUCUUUUUUUUGUGAAGGCUAGGUCAUAAGGGAUAUUUAUUAUACAAUAUUGUAUACCUAAAUGAAAUAUGCAUUUGAUAUUAUAUGCUACACAUUCAACAUUCUUAACCAAUCGAAAGUGGGUACUUAUCUUAGAACGUAUAUAAUAAUAUUACAGUACACAGCCGUGCCCUUUUCGCUAGGUUGGGAUGACCUCCCCUCCCUUUUUUCGCCAAUAUGACUUAAUUGUGAGCAAUUAUAAAAGAAACACUUGUAUGUAUUUGUACACACAAGUAUGUGUUCAUACACAUUUGUUUAUCUAAUGGUGAGAACAACAAAUAUUGUUUCUAAGCGACUUAAAAGAUUUUUCUGUGUAUAUGUUUCAUGUGAUCUUUUUAAUUUUAAGUCCAUUUUGCGUCUUCUAAUAAUAUUUAUAAAUUUAAUUGGUAUACAAAUUAAGUGGCUAUUUUUUAUGCAUAAUUAAAAUUAUAAUUAUAUAUAUUUUAUACAUACUUUUGACUGGUUUAGAGUUUUGAUUGUUACAUAAUAUUUUAAUAAUGAUUUAUAUGUAGCACUAAUCAUUCAUUGAUUAAAUAAAAUUAAUAGAAUCGAAA